Messenger RNA from Dovyalis caffra, 2022 nucleotides. The record is from the annotation of a GenBank genome assembly. NCBI's taxonomy places the organism in Eukaryota, Viridiplantae, Streptophyta, Magnoliopsida, Malpighiales, Salicaceae.
AUGGAAGAAUCACCAGGCGAAGGCUCUAUAGAUAAGUCCAAGGUUUUGAAUGUAAAGCCCUUGCGGACUCUUACUCCAGUAUUCUCUUCACCACCGAACUUUAAUUCUUUUCCUCAAGGUUCUGCCCCUUUUGUUUGUGUUUCCCCAGCUGGUCCUUUCCCACCUGGAGUUUCCUCUUUCUUUCCAUUUUCCCGUAUACCUAAUCAGUCUGUCCCUUCUGGUGACCACACCCCAAUAUCGUCAGCAGUUCCAAUCAAUUCGUUUCGGUCACCUGAGCCUCUGUCUGCACGGACUGCAAACGGAAAUGCUGGGUCAUCAAGGAGGGUUUAUAGAAACAGCAGGGUUGUGGAAGAAGACGGGUAUAGUGACAAACAAACUAAGAGUUCACAGAGUAGAUCUCAGAAAAGGACAAAAGGCAGCCAUGACAAAUUAGCCUCUCCUGAUGUUGACACAGAUGUGAUGGUAGAAAAUAUUUUCCAAUCAUAUAACCUUGUGCAAUUCGAAGCAGCACGAAGAUAUGAUGGUGAUACCGAUUCCGUAGGAUAUGUGCUCCUGGUUUUCAAUUUGCUCCGAAGACAAAUCGCACAGCUUGAAGAUUCGAAGGAAGCCACUACGGGACAAUCAAGGCGCCCUGACUUAAAAGCAGGUAAUGUUUUGAUGACUAAAGGAGUUCGAACGAAUGCCAAGAAGAGAGUUGGAGCUGUACCCGGUGUUGAAAUUGGAGACAUUUUCUUUUUUAGAAUGGAAUUGUGCACAAUCGGACUGCAUGCUCCAAGUAUGGCUGGAAUAGAUUACAUGUCUGUCAAGGUCAGUCAAGAUGAAGAACCAAUAGCUGUCAGCAUUGUUUCAUCUGGAGGAUAUGAAGAUGAUGUUGAGGAUGAUGAUGGAUUGAUUUACACUGGCCAAGGUAAGGAAACGGAUCAGAAGCUUGAAAGGGGUAACCUUGCGCUGGAAAAAAGCUUGCAUCGUGGUAAUGACGUUAGAGUAAUCAGGGGUAUAAAGGAUGUGGGAAAUCCAACUGGAAAGGUAUAUGUGUAUGAUGGUCUAUAUAGAAUCCAGGAGUCAUGGGUGGAGAAAGGAAAGUCUGGUUCCAAUGUUUUUAGGUAUAAGUUGGGCAGGCUACCUGGUCAGCCUGAGGCAUACAAAAUGUGGAAAAAAAUUCAGCAAUGGAAGGAUGGUAUUACUCCUAGGUUGGGGAUUAUACUACCUGAUCUUACUUCAGGGGCCGAAACGUUGCCUGUUUCUCUUGUGAAUGACGUUGAUGAUGAAAAGGGGCCUGCCUAUUUCACUUAUUCUCCAAAUCUCAAGUAUCCAAAACCAGCACCAAGGGAUCCUUUUGUUGGCUGUGCUUGCAAUGGUGCAUGUCUCCCGGGAAACAAGAACUGUGAUUGCGUUCAGAAAAAUGGAGGCUAUCUUCCUCACAUUGUGAAUGGGGUUAUUGUGAGCCACAAAUCAGUGGUAUACGAGUGUGGUCAUUCCUGUCCGUGCCCUCCAACUUGCCGUAAUCGUGUGUCCCAGGGUGGGCUAAGAGUUCGUUUGGAGGUGUUUAAGACCAAGGGUAAAGGUUGGGGUUUAAGAUCCUGGGAUCCCAUACGAGCUGGAGCUUUUAUAUGUGUAUAUGCAGGAGAAGCUGUAGAUAAUUCUAAGGCACAAGAGCUUGCAGGUGAAAACGAAGAUGAUCACAUCUUUGAAGGUACCCGCACCUACCAGCCAGUGGAAGUUUUGCCUGGUGAUUCCAAUAAUGUUCCAAACCUCCCAUUUCCUCUUAUAAUAAAUGCCAGAAAUGCUGGGAAUGUAGCUCGUUUUAUAAAUCACAGUUGCUCACCAAAUCUGUUCUGGCAACCAGUUUUACGUGGAAAUAGCAAGGAGUUUGAGCUCCAUAUUGCGUUUUAUGCCAUCAAACACAUUCCUCCUAUGACAGAAUUGACGUAUGGUUAUGGGAUGGUACCACCUGAAAAAGCAGAUCGUGGGAAGAAAAAAUGCUUAUGUGGGUCACCAAAGUGCAGAGGUUUUUUCUAUUGA